UUCCCCUCAAGGCAGUCAAUGUUUCAUGGUGGCCCCCCGUGUUUACAAAUUCGCAGCAUGACUUGAUUUCGUGACUGCUGCUAUAUAACUCCAGGGUACGGCUACGUUGUAAGCAGACUUCUAGUCAUUCGAAGAACAGUGAUUACUUUGCCGAGGAGGCUGGUAAACCUAAUAGAGAAAUCGUGAGGCAGACCAAAUUGUGUCCCGUGGGAGCUGUGAUGAACCCACUCUUCCCCCAGACUGAGACAUCCACACUGCAGGAAGAAGCACUACCCCAAUAACACCAACGUCUGACACAGGCAGACCACCAGGGAGCCAGAGGAAAGAAGAUUUGAGAGGAGGCACAGAGGGAUAUAAGGAAAAAAUAAGAGUUAUUGAGAUAAAGAGAUGUCUGAUCCAGUAGAGAGUGGUGAAAGUGGGGUUGCGGCAGGCGUUGGGCAGAAGGCAGAGGCCGAUAGUGAGCCUCCUCAGUCAACCCCACAUCUUCCACAGGGGUAUAACCUGGAGUUGGGGGUCAAUCUGGAAGAAGAGACCCCUUCAGCGGCUAAACAGCCCAGGCUGUGUGGAGAGGGGCUGAUUCUUGACCCCUAUGAUACAUAUAGAGGACCCAUAGAACAGGCCAGAGGGGGUCAAGAAGUCUUGGCCGUACUGAACCAAGAUGGAGGGGCCACCCAGCCAGGUGAGAUUGAAGGAGGAGCCGAAGAAGGAGCUUAUCAUCAGAAUGGAGACUGGGGUCCUUGUGAGGAUCAUGGCACGACAGAGGGAGGAGAGGAGGAGGAGGAACAGGAGCACAGCGGCCCAGCUGAAACCCCUAGCGAAGGACUAAACCUAGGCCUCGACUUCAGCCAGAACCCUCAGAUGCUGACUGGUUCCUGGGCUGAGUACUCCACCCCCCCUGAGAACUACCUCAAGGGCUGCAAAUGGGCCCCAGACGGCUCGUGCAUCCUGACCAACAGUGCAGACAACGUGCUGCGUGUCUACAACCUCCCCCCUGAGAUCUACAGCUACAACUGGGACCUGCUCACGGAGAUGAGUCCAGUGUUGAAAAUGGCAGAGGGGGAUACCAUCUAUGACUACUGCUGGUAUCCCAAGAUGAGCUCUCUGGAUCCAGACUCCUGCUUUAUAGCCGGCAGCAGUCGUGAUAACCCGGUCCAUAUCUGGGAUGCGUUCAACGGGGACCUGCGUGCCAGCUUCAGACCCUACAACCAUCUGGAUGAGCUGACCGCAGCCCUCUCCCUCUGCUUCUCCCCAGACGGGUCACAGCUCUACUGCGGCUUCGACAAGACUGUCAGGGUGUUUUACACAGACAGGCCUGGACGGGACUGUGAGGAGAGGCCCACUAUAGUGAAGAGUCAGGGUCAGAGUGGCAUCAUAUCCUGCAUGGCGUUCAGCCCGUGCCAGUCUGUGUAUGCCUGUGGCUCGUACUCCCGCACCGCAGGCCUCUACUCCUGCCAGGACGGCUCCCUGCUGGCCCUGCUGCCGCCCAGGCACCACGGGGGCAUCACACACCUCGCCUUCUCACCCGACGGACACUACCUGUACACUGGCGGGCGCAAGGACCCAGAGAUUCUGUGCUGGGAUCUGAGAGACCCGGGCAAGGUUCUGUUCUCUCUGAAGAGGAAAGUGGCCACCAACCAACGCAUCUUCUUUGACCUGGAUCCGUCUGCCCGGUACUUGUUGAGUGGCGAUACAGAGGGGGUGGUGUCAGUGUGGGACACCCUCACAGCUCCCCUCGAUGGCAAUGAGGAGGUACUGCAGCCUCACCUCCAGUUCCAGGCUCAUAGGGACUGCACCAACGGCAUCAGUGUCCACCCCUUCAUGCCGUUGCUGGUGUCAACCAGCGGGCAGCGCCAGUUCCUCGACCCGGGGGACAGUAGCGACGGAGACUCCUCCGACUCGGGUUCAGAGGGUGAUGUUGUAAUACCACCAACCCCAGAGGUCAGACAGGACAACUCCCUGACUCUGUGGUGGGUCGGACCACUCAGCCCAGCCAGCGAGGGGGGGCAGGAGGAACCAGCACCAAUGGUGGUGAUUGAUUGAUUGAUUGAUUGAUUUGAUUGAUUGAUUUGAUUGAUUGAUGGUGGAGUAGCCCAACUCAAACCCCUCUCCUCAGGACUAAACCAAAUGUAACUUCAAACUGCCACUGAGUAAAGUUUACUACAAUA
Messenger RNA from Salmo salar (Atlantic salmon), 2165 nucleotides. Its product is annotated as telomerase Cajal body protein 1. NCBI's taxonomy places the organism in Eukaryota, Metazoa, Chordata, Actinopteri, Salmoniformes, Salmonidae. Gene Ontology annotation, molecular function: protein binding; RNA binding. Gene Ontology annotation, cellular component: Cajal body. Gene Ontology annotation, biological process: Cajal body organization. The record is from RefSeq and is a predicted model, not a curated record.